Messenger RNA from Pristis pectinata (smalltooth sawfish), 2488 nucleotides. It is a transcript of the gene ctsh, whose product is annotated as cathepsin H. Gene Ontology annotation, molecular function: cysteine-type endopeptidase activity. Gene Ontology annotation, biological process: immune response. The record is from RefSeq and is a predicted model, not a curated record. Bases 205 to 1200 code for a protein of 331 amino acids. Lineage: Eukaryota; Metazoa; Chordata; Chondrichthyes; Rhinopristiformes; Pristidae. Gene Ontology annotation, cellular component: lysosome. The transcript has 12 exons.
ACCAAUUAGAAGUAGAACAAUUCCAAGACUCCAUCAUUUUGUUCACAGCUCAGCAGCAGUCAAUGCAGUGACUUCUUUCUCCGGAUUCACAUUUGACUGCUGUUUGGCAGCUGCCGCACAGUAAGAGGAAGUGCAACCAGCAGGGUUCGGCAGAGGGAGGGGAAUACCAGUCCCAGUUCUGCUUAGUCAAGGAAACCAUUGAAAAUGGAAAAGUCAGGGGCGCUUAUCCCGAUACUCCUGGUUUUCCAUUCUGUCUGCAGCCUGCCCGAGUAUUCUUUUAAAGAAAUAAAUUCUUUCAAGGAAUGGAUGAUGAUGCACAACAAAGACUACAGCUCAGAGGAGUACAGCCAUAGGAUGCACACCUUCAUCCAGAACAAGAGAAAAAUUGAUGCUCACAACAAUGGCAGACAUUCCUUUCACAUGGGUCUCAACCAAUUUUCUGACAUGACCUUCAGUGAGUUUAAGACACUGUACUUGAUGAAAGAACCACAGAAUUGCUCAGCCACACGAGGGAACCAUUACACAAAAGACGGGCCGUUACCUGACUUCAUAGAUUGGAGAAAGAAAGGAAAUUUUGUCACGCCUGUGAAAAAUCAGGGUGUGUGUGGAAGCUGUUGGACCUUUUCCACUACAGGGUGCUUGGAAUCUGCAAUUGCAAUAAAGUCCAAUAAACUUCUUUCACUGGCAGAACAACAACUUGUAGACUGUGCUCAGAACUUUAACAACCAUGGAUGCUCUGGGGGACUACCAAGUCAAGCCUUUGAAUACAUUAAGUACAACAAUGGGUUAGAAACGGAAAAGGAUUAUCCUUACAAAGGAGAGAAUGGAUCUUGCAAGUUCCAGCCCAGCAAAGCUGCUGCAUUUGUCAAAGAUGUGGUCAACAUAACAGAGUACGAUGAAAAUGGCAUGGUGGAUGCUGUGGCAAGAGUGAAUCCUGUCAGUUUUGCUUUUCAAGUGACUGAUGAUUUUUUAGGUUACAGUGGUGGUAUUUAUUCCAACAAAAACUGCGCUUCAACCCCAGAUAAAGUGAACCAUGCUGUGUUAGCAGUGGGCUAUGGAGUGACCAAUGGGACCAAGUACUGGAUUGUGAAGAACUCCUGGGGCCCUCGCUGGGGAAUCAACGGCUAUUUCUACAUUGAACAAGGGAAGAACAUGUGUGGAUUGGCUGCAUGUGCAUCCUACCCCAUUCCCAAGCUCUGACAUGAUGAAUGAUUCAGCUACAGUCGAAUCCCAAGUAGAGACAUGGAAUCUCGAACUGGAGUGCUGAUUACUGCUUAGCAAAAUAUUAAAAAUGUAUCUUUUUACAAAUCACUUUUGUAUAAUUUACACAAGUAAAAAUUGGUGUUCAUAUAAUGUGUUUGUGAACACAAAAUGAUCUCUAACAUCUUAAUUUUAAAUUUUCUUUGCACAGAAUACAGUGAAACUGGAGCAAAUGCACAUUUUACAAAAUGAAUCUAACCUGACAAAUGAAUGUUGUUUUUUUCCUUUAAUCUAAAUCCUGAUUGGCUGGUUGAAUGAAAGAAUUAAUUAUCAGCUAUGAAGAGAAACAAAGAGAAAGUACACACAGAAAUCACGAUAACAUAUAAGAAGCAACUUUAACUGUUGCUGUCAAUGCCUUCUCUAAAAUAACCACUUAGAAACACUCAGCAACUAAAACCCAAAAUAAAAACUCUAUGCCCCAAAACAUUCAAUAAUCCAUUUAAAAAAAUCUUAACCUUAAAAGGAAGAAAACUAUGCAAACUUAAACAAUCACUUUUUUUAAAAUCAAAAAGCAAAAUACUUCGUGUUAAAAAUAUGAAAUAAAAGCAGAAAUUGGUGGAAAUACUCAGCAGGUCAGUCAACUGGAGAGACGAACAAAAUUAAUGUCUCGGGUUGGUGUCUUUUGUCAGAACCAUCAGAAUUUUGUGCCCCCGUUGACCAUACUCUAAUCCCAAUGGAUUCAAGCCUCAUGAUGGACUUCAUGUUGUCUCUCUCCAGGUUUAUUAGCCAUGAAAGAGGGGUGGACAGUCAGAGUGUCUCAGCAACCAGAAGUCUGUGAAUGGAACCACUAGCUGGGUGUAUGAAUAUCAGUUUCAUCAGUUUCUAACUUGUUGAAGAUUUCAGGCAUUUUCUGCUUUUAUUUUGAUUACAAAAUGUGAAACACAGUUAUGUUGUGAAGCACCCUUGCUGUGUGUGGCAAUGCGAGUGUAGAUUUACAGUUGCUGUAAUUUGAUCAUAAAGCAAAUUUGCUGUUCUGUUUCAAUUACAGCCUCCAUCAGUCAGGCAGGAUACCUUAACAUUUGCUGUUUGUUAGUUUUUUUGUGCUAUUAGUUGAAAGACUAGAGGCUAGAAUCUUAAAUCAGAAUUGCUUUAAUUGAAAUGCUCAAGAAUAAUGACUAGAUGAAUCUGUUCAACCCUGAGUCUUUCAAUUCAUUCAUGCUUGAUCUGUAUCAGCCCCAACUUGCUUCAAUGACACAAUACCCUUCAAUAAAAAUCAAUUUCAGAUUAA